AAUGGUUCGCGUCCCGUGAAAACAAAUAGUUUUAUGCAUUGUUUUAUGCGAAAAAUUACAUACUUUGUGAGAAAAAAGAUGCUUAAAAGAUCGAGUGAAGGUGAGGAUGAUGAUACGCGAAAGUUACGGAAGAUACGUAAGAUGGAAAAGAAAAUACAAAAAUACAAAGCAGCCAUGACAGCUGCGGAUCCAGAAACAUUGUCAAUUUUGGAGCAAAAUAGUGUGGAUGAAAAUUGUGAUAAGUUGGAAGAAGAAAAUAAUGCUCAUAGUGACAAACCAGAAGAAACCCAAGAACACCAUCAAGAACAUGAAGAAGAGGAAGGUGAUGUUGAGAUAGAGGAAGACCUGCCCCAAGACAUCCUGGCUGCCCUCGGAGAAGGGGGACAGGACGAUGAUGCUAACUAUGGAGCUGAAAUAAAAUCAGAGAUUGUUAAGAUAAUCGACACUAUACUAACAGAUGGAAUGAAUAAAGAGAUGCAUGAAUCCUUAUCAAAAACUAAGAUCCCGAGAAACAUCAAACUGUUAGAUGCUCCAAAACUAAAUACAGAAUUUGCAGGUUUUCUCAACAACUCCAUGACUAAUCGAGACAACUUACUGAAAGAUAGACAGCAAGACCUGGGCAGAGCAAUUGCUUUAGUUACUCAGACAAUUAAUGAUCUAACUAAAAAAGAUUUUGACAAAUUACAGGCAAUAAAGUCCCUGAGUGACAGCAUAAGACUACUCAGUAACCUGCAUUUCAAUUACACUCAAAUUCGAAGAAAGUUGAUUGCACCAUUUAUGGAUAAGUCGUUGACACAAAACCUAAAUGAAAACAAGAGAUCUGAGUUUUUAUACUCUAAACUAGAGGAAUCAGUAAAAACAUCCUCUGCAAUGAAACGCACAAUCAACAUUCUAAAACCCAAAAAUACUCCAAAAAACUAUCAGAAUCCCAGGCGACAACCCGCCCCAAAUCAGUACACGCCCAGAACAAACAACAUGAAUUACAAACCAAGACCAUACCAGAGCAAUCAGGCUUCAACCUACAAGCCACAGCGCAGCCAUCAACGUCCACCACAACACGCGAGGUCAACCCGCCGACCAAUAACAUCCCAUCAUCGAGGAGGUCGUGCGAAGUACCCAUAAAGGUAAAUUUUGCUGGCCGCCUUAAACAUUUUUAUAAAUGUUGGGCAUUUUUGACAGAUGAUGAAACAAUCCUAAAAUGGAUAAAUGGAUAUUCCAUACCUUUUGAUAGUGAACCAAAUCAUCAUAAUGUUCCUCUUAAUAACACAUUUAAUACUUCUGAGAGAAAGAUUAUUACAAUGGAAAUACAUAAACUUAUUGUAAUGGGGGCUAUUACCCAAUGUCAACCAAGUAAAGGGCAAUUUCUAUCUAGUAUUUUUACUAUCCCUAAAAAAGAUGGGUCUCACAGAUUUAUUCUCAAUUUAAAGUGUUUAAACAAAUUUAUUAUAACAAAACAUUUCAAGCUGGAAGACAUUAGGACAUUAUGUAAACUAGUUACAACAGAUGAUUACAUGUGUACUGUUGACUUGAAACAUGCAUAUUAUUUGGUGCCUAUAAAUGAAUCACAUAAGAAAUAUUUAAGAUCUACAUUCAAUAAGAAA
Cydia fagiglandana is the source of this 1601-nucleotide messenger RNA. RefSeq lists its product as uncharacterized. The coding region runs from base 34 to 1122 and encodes 362 amino acids. NCBI's taxonomy places the organism in Eukaryota, Metazoa, Arthropoda, Insecta, Lepidoptera, Tortricidae. The record is from RefSeq and is a predicted model, not a curated record. The transcript is spliced from 2 exons.